Penicillium oxalicum is the source of this 1011-nucleotide messenger RNA. RefSeq names its product Bax Inhibitor family protein. Gene Ontology annotation, cellular component: mitochondrial inner membrane. The record is from RefSeq and is a predicted model, not a curated record. The transcript has 2 exons. Bases 1 to 1011 code for a protein of 336 amino acids. Lineage: Eukaryota; Fungi; Ascomycota; Eurotiomycetes; Eurotiales; Aspergillaceae.
AUGGCUUUCAUCCUUCGGCGUCCGUUCGCCGUAUCCACGGCUCUAAAGGAAGCUCCAAAGCUUUCAAACACUGCUCGCUUCAUUCACAACUCCCCAUUCAAGCCCGCUGAGGCCGCUAAGCCUUUCGCCGCCCAGCGCUCGUUCUUCAACAAGUCUCACCAGACCUUCCACAAUGCCUUCCGACGCACCUACAUGCAGCAGACGUAUAGCGCACAAGGGGGAAACUUCACUCAGAAGCUGUUGUAUGGAGGCGCGAUCGUUGGUGGUACUAUUUUGGCCACCAACUUUAUCUUCAACCGGGAAACGCGCGAAGAUGGCGGUAUGCCUGCUUACGAGCGAAGCUUCCUGAAUGAGACUUUCAUGCACACUGGACUUGGUAUUGGUAUCAUCGCAAUCGCUGCCCGCGCGCUUCACACUAGUGGCUGGUCAGUUCGGUUGAUGGCUAUGAACCCGUGGCUGGUUAUGGGAGUUGGCCUGGUGGGCAGUAUCGGCUCCAUGUACGCUACUUUUGCUACUCCUCCUGAUAACUAUCUUCUGAAGUACGGUUGCUGGACCAUGUUCAACCUGACCCAAGCCGCGCUCCUCUCCCCUUUGAUGUUCAUGCAUCCCGCGAUCCUCGCCCGUGCUGGCCUGUACACUGUUGGAAUGAUGGGUUCGAUCGCCUUUGUUGGCGCUACCGCCAAGCAGGAGAAGUACUUGUACCUCGGUGGUCCUCUCCUGGCUGGUGUCGCCCUCGUCGCGCUCUCUGGACUCGCUCCUAUGGUUCUGCCCGCAACUGCCGCUCGCACUCUGAUGUGGUCUGAACGUGUCUGGCUUUACGGUGGUCUCGCGGUCUUUGGCGGCUUCACCUUAUAUGAUGUGCAGAAGAUUACACCCAUGCCCCGCCUUGCUGAGCGCGGUUACAUGAAGCGCGAUGUUGUCAAUGAGAGCGUCAGCCUCGAGCUUGACUUCAUCAACAUUUUCAUUCGCAUGGUCCAGAUUCUGGGCAUGCGCAGCAACAACCGGAAGUAA